Molecule: messenger RNA, 519 nt
Organism: Colletotrichum abscissum
Lineage: Eukaryota; Fungi; Ascomycota; Sordariomycetes; Glomerellales; Glomerellaceae
Exons: 2
Coding region: 1-519 (172 amino acids)
Source: RefSeq, a predicted model, not a curated record
AUGGCUAUCCUUCACCUCCUGACUCUCGGCCUCACCGCAGCUGCGAUGGCAUCUCCAGCCCCAUCCAACGACGCAACACCCACAGACCCAAAGGAGGCCCUCGUUAGAAAGAACGACUGGGACAAUUAUCUCAAAUACAAGGCUAGCUUGGGCACUCAGGCUUCCGGCCAGGCAGCUGUGCAACGCAUAUGCGACCUGGUUCUCUGCCUGGGUCCAAAUCACACCGGGGAAUGCAGCCUUUGGUGCCACUACAAAGGAAAGCUUCAGAGCUUUGAAGAAGCGAAGCAGCGAGAGAUCACAAUGUCGACAUAUUUCACAAAGUCCGAUCGUUGUAAUUUCUACGCUUCUGGUGCGAAGAAGUGUGACAUACCAACCUUGAUGAGCCAGGAUACCUUCCACCAGCUCAUUUAUCACGGAGGGGUUAUACCUGAGGGUAAUUUCAUGGAUGGACUGAAGGGAAAGAUGGGAUGCGUGGUCUGCUCCGACGAUCCCAACCUGCAUCCUGAUUCGGUGCUUUGA